GUUCGUUCCUCCGAUUUAGAUUUAGAGAGUGUGUCCGUGUGCACACACGGUUCAUGAAUGAUGGAACAGUGCCAAGCUCCUUCCCGGCCAAAUGUCCUGUCCUAGCCGUCGACGCGUAGCUCCCGUCCUCCGCUCCUCAUUCUCGCUCUCGUCCGCGACGGCACAAUGAAGGCCGUAUCUAGGUUCAAAAAUAGCCGGGUUUACUUCCUUGCAUUUAUUGCUUACUGGGGAAUCGUUCUCUUUGGUUAUGAUACAGGUGUAGCAGGAGGCGUAGUCUCGCAAGAUGCCUUCAAGCACCAUUUCCUAAUGGAGGACGACGGAACCAUAUCCUCAAGUAAAGUAACGAACGUAUCAGGUAACGUCGUAUCCGUCCUUCAAGCAGGAGCGUUCUUCGGCGCGCUUGGAAGUGCCCCUAUUUCUUCACGAAUUGGGAGAAAACUCACCUUAAUGGCGUUUUCGAUCAUCUUCUGUGUCGGAGCGAUCCUACAAACGAUCGCCGGCGUCGACGGCCGCGGUCUAGGAUACAUCUACGGAGGUCGAGUCGUCGCAGGUAUCGGAGUCGGUGCUAUCUCAGCUGUCGCACCGGCAUACGUAUCCGAAUGCUCGCCGAAAGACGUUCGUGGACGCAUUACGGGACUUUUCCAGAUUAUGGUCGCUAUUGGCGUGAUGAUAAGUUAUUUCGUAAACUUUGGAAUAAGCCAACACAACCCCACCGGCCCCAAAGUCUGGCAAAUCCCCUUCGGUUUCCAACUCGUACCAGCAGGUAUCAUGUGUAUCGGCUUACUCUUCGUUAAAGAGUCCCCUCGUUGGCUCGCCUCUCGUGGUCGUACACACGAAGCUCUCAGGAACCUCGCGUAUCUCAGAAAAGAGCAUAUUGAAGCGGAGAGUGUGAGGCAUGAGAUGGCGGAAAUUGAAGCUGCUAUUGAGGAAGAAAGGGAGGCGAGGAGGGGACUUGGGUUGAAGGAAGCGUUCUUUGGGAAGGGGAAUUUUGUGAGAUUUGUGAUUGCUUUCUUUAUUUUCUUCCUUCAGCAAUGGGCUGGGCAGAACUCUGUCAACUACUACGCUCCACAAAUCUUCACCGCCAUCGGUUACGAAGGUGCAACAAACUCCCUCCUCGCAUCUGGCAUCUACGGCAUCGUAAAAGUAGUCGCAACAGCCCUCUUCGUCUUCUUCCUCGUCGAAUCCCUCGGUCGAAAACUCUCUCUCGCAAUCUCCGCCUUCGGAAUGGGAACUCUCUUCUAUAUCAUUGGCGCUAUACUGAAAACUCACCCUCCACCAAGUUCUCCACCUGUUGGAGCUGCGCCGCCGACUGCGAGUAAAGCUAUGGCUGCGAUGCUGUAUAUUUAUGUGGCGUUUUAUAGUAUGGGGUGGGGGCCUUUGCCUUGGGUAUAUUCAUCAGAUAUCUUCCCAACGAGAACAAGACAUUACGGUCUUGCAGUCGCUUCUGCGAGUCAAUGGCUCUGGAACUUCGUCGUUAGUCGUAUAACGCCCAAUAUGAUUGCGAACCUGGGAUGGAAGAUCUUUAUUAUGUUUGCGACGGUUAAUAUUGGUGCUAUGUUCACGUUCUCGCUGGCGAUACCAGAAACGAAAGGAAGGAGUCUCGAAGAAAUGGAUAUUAUUUUUGGUUCCGUAUCAAAGGCAGAACGUGAUGCGAAGAUCAAGGAGACUGAGCGAGCCUUUGAGCACGAGCACGAAGCAGUGGACGCACAUUCUGAUUCGGAUAUCAAACAUUAAUAUGUUUUUUACGUUUGGAUUAUAUCGGUUUGGUGUUACGUUGUGACUCGCAAUGUGCCGUGUAUUUCCGUUCCUCACAGCAUAUGAGAUGAGGUGCUGUGUGUUGUAUGUCGUGUAUAAUAGUUAUAAUCAAUAGCAUUCAUUUACUACUA
Messenger RNA from Fomitiporia mediterranea MF3/22, 1886 nucleotides. RefSeq names its product general substrate transporter. Gene Ontology annotation, cellular component: membrane. The record is from RefSeq and is a predicted model, not a curated record. The transcript has 13 exons. NCBI's taxonomy places the organism in Eukaryota, Fungi, Basidiomycota, Agaricomycetes, Hymenochaetales, Hymenochaetaceae. Gene Ontology annotation, biological process: carbohydrate transport; transmembrane transport. Gene Ontology annotation, molecular function: carbohydrate:proton symporter activity. Bases 166 to 1734 code for a protein of 522 amino acids.